Molecule: messenger RNA, 741 nt
Organism: Parnassius apollo (apollo)
Lineage: Eukaryota; Metazoa; Arthropoda; Insecta; Lepidoptera; Papilionidae
Source: the annotation of a GenBank genome assembly
AUGCUGCAAGCUAAAUAUCAAAAAUUAAAAAAGAAAAAGAAAGCUCUUCAAGCUUUAAAAGCACCAAAACAAGAGCCUGAAAAACCAAUAUUACCAAAACGGCCAACUGAAGCCCGUGAUGCAAGAGAAAUAGCACGGAAACUUAUCAAAAGUGGUGCAAUUCAACCUAUUAAAAGCCCUCCUCCACAACCACAAAAUGCUACAUUUAAAAGACCGCGUGCAGGAAGAGAGCGAAAACUCAGUGGUUCAGCUGGUGCAACUGGGGGAGUUGCUUCCUAUCAACCAUUCAGUGCUUCCCAAGAACCACCUCCUCCAGAAGAGAAGCCAUCUCCUCGUGUCAAAUAUCUAUAUGAUUCAUUUGUCACUGCACGAGAUAAAGAGGAAAAAGGAGUUCGUAAUCAGAGUGGAGGUGAUACUUCUAAUCCUAGUGGGGGAAAAAGCUGUACAAUGCAACUAACAGGUGCAAACAUUACAGAAGAAGUGAUAAGGCGCAGAUUAACUACAUUUGAGCCAUUUACGUUUACACUAGAGGAGGAAGAAAAGGCGUUUUUGACAUUCGAAACACCUGACAUGGCGUCUCAUGCAUUAUCAGCUUUAGAAGAAUCUGAAGAGAAUUGGCGUGUGACCUUAACGCGUCGGCCGCCGUCUGGUUCUUGGGCACCAUCAACAGCACCCCGGAACGCUCAACCUGCAAAGGAUACCAAACGCACUAUUUUGACUUACGAUGAUAUAUUUGAUUAA